UAAUCAUGAAGCAUUUGUAGUAAAUUUCGUCGUUUUGUCGAAUGAAAUAGUAGUGAUUUAAAAAGGCAAAAAUGUGAAAAUUUUCUCCAUGAGGAACAAUUGAUUUUUUUGGGGUGCAAGAAAAAUUUUCCUUCUCCCUUGCUCAUUCGAAGUGGAAUUAAGCGAAAGGGAGACAAGUGUAUGUGAUGAUAAUAAAAAUGCGCGCGCAAAUGUGUGUGUAAGCGAGAAAAUUCGGAGUUAUUUGUUAGUUGGCUUGGUCACGGGCAUAUCUAGCACGCUUUUCUUGUUGAUAAAGUAGCGUGGCUGUCAUCAAACGAACAACAACAACAACAAUCCUUCAAAAGAAAAAAACAUAAAUGAAUUCGCCCUAAAAAAAUUAAUAAAAAAGAAAGGCAAACAACACAACACCAAGAAAAAAAUUAAGAAAUUAUACACCGUCAUUACUACAUUGCUGAGGCAACAAUAGCAGCAACAAAAAUAAUUGAAAACAAAAGAAUUUUGGUGUAAAGCAAACAAAAAUAAAAAGAAACAGUGAGGCAAAGACCAUCAAUUUCCUGGAAGCAGCAGUAAGCAAGUAAACGACGUACGACGAUCAAACUGUGACCAGAAAACAACAAAAACAUACAACCAUACACAUCCAUCCAAGGGACAACAGCAGUAAUAACAACAACAAACAUUGUCGGUAUCAUGUUUUGCAUAAAAAAUGCAGUUUAAUAUUUGUACGGUCGAUGUCGCUGUCGCCUUGGCUGCUGUUGCUGCAUCGACUUUGCUGCUGCUACUAAAUGUUGCUGGUGUUUUUGUAAAUGGAAUAUGAAAUGUAUACAAAUGUUAACGUUUAUUAUUGUUGUAAUUAUGCAAAUUUAUUUAAGUUUUUCGAUUUCAAUUUGAAAAAUGUCGUCGACUCAUAGCCCACACGAUUUGUUAUUGUUGCUUCCAUUGCAAAAAAGUCUAAGUUGUCAAAUCAAUCAAACAAACAGCAACAAACUGCAGCCGCAGCACGCAGAAACAACGCAGCAUUAUCGUCACUUGUCAAAAUCGUGCAGCGUCAAUAGCAAUCUUCCCAAAAAUAACAACAAGCUACAACAACAACUAAUACAAGAACAUCAUUAUCAACAACAACAACAGCAAAUAUUACUGUUGUCGUUCUUUGUGGUACCAUUGCUGAUCACCUCUGCCAUAGCAGCAACGAUAGUGGUGGCGCAAGCAGAAGAAACCCAAAACCUCACAAAUACAGCAAGUCAGAAGAAGAAAAAAUCCAAUAAAUCAACCGCAACAUCAUCGCCACCCCUGCUAUCCGCAAGUAAUACAGCUGUUGUCGAAGGGGAAACAGCACAAGAAGACCCGGUAUUUGGAGUGCUGCACAAAAUAACGACAGCAAAAACUACAAUAACAAAGAAAGAGGCAAAGACGACGAAACCACAAGAACAAAACGUCCACAUACAUCCCAGCAUACCAAGCAGCAACAGCAUCUCCUUGUUAACACAAACAGCAGAAGGAGAUCUCAAAAGACCGUACCUAUUUUUCGAGAAAAAGGGAGCAGCAGCGGCAGCAUAUCCCUUCCCCUCGCAAAGAGUUGGUCAAAAACUACGUUCAUAUAUUUUUGUAUAUAUAUUAUACCUCUACAUAAGGGUUUCACUUUAUAGAAGUGGAACACCCAAAUCAUCGCCACUGCUGGAUCGAUCAUAUUAUUACUUUUCUUCAUUACCACUCUACAUAAUUAUUUCACUUUAUAGAAGUGUAACACCAAAAUCCUCGUCACUGCUGGAUCGAUCUUAUUUCUCUUCUUCUUCACCAUCGUCGUCAAUAUUGCAUACAGCAGCAAGUCCUUGUAAUAAUUUUGAGCUUAAGCCCUCAAUAAGCAGCAGUGCUGCUUCUAUAACGCCAAGCUCCACGGAGAAAGCUUUAAAAUAUAUUAUUAGCUUAGCUUAUCCGCAUCAUCCUAUAGCAGCACCGGCAUCAGCGGGGACGAAAACGACAAAAACCUUAUUUUGUAAUUCUUUGCAUUGCGCCAAAGCACUUCAUUUUUGUGGUUAUUGCCCUUACAAUAAUCACCACCACUACCAGCACCUUCAUUAUUACCAAGGCUCCUUACGUUUAAUACACCGGGAAUAAAGAGUAAAUUGUUUUAGUUCCCUCCCUAAACUGCUACUACAACUACACUACUCAUCAUCUCAUUAGUUACCUACCCCUGUCUCGUGGCGUAAUAUAUAUAUAUACAUAUAUAGAAUAUACUACCUACAGCAGCGCUAUAGAAAACGAAAUAGUUUCUUCUGAUCUGAUUUUUAUAAAAUUCACAACUUUAUCAAGAGCCAAAUUUAUUUUGUUGCCAGCAAAAGAAGGGGG
Molecule: messenger RNA, 2343 nt
Organism: Stomoxys calcitrans (stable fly)
Lineage: Eukaryota; Metazoa; Arthropoda; Insecta; Diptera; Muscidae
Exons: 2
Coding region: 892-2112 (406 amino acids)
Source: RefSeq, a predicted model, not a curated record